This is a messenger RNA of Pecten maximus, 1652 nucleotides long. RefSeq names its product homeobox even-skipped homolog protein 1-like. The record is from RefSeq and is a predicted model, not a curated record. Gene Ontology annotation, molecular function: RNA polymerase II cis-regulatory region sequence-specific DNA binding; DNA-binding transcription factor activity, RNA polymerase II-specific. Bases 242 to 1147 code for a protein of 301 amino acids. The transcript is spliced from 3 exons. NCBI's taxonomy places the organism in Eukaryota, Metazoa, Mollusca, Bivalvia, Pectinida, Pectinidae. Gene Ontology annotation, biological process: regulation of transcription by RNA polymerase II. Gene Ontology annotation, cellular component: nucleus.
AAAGGCCGUCAUCAUAGCCAAGACAUCAUAAACACUCGUCUAGCUCAACACAGCAACACAGGUUCGCUUUGACUAGCACAUGUCAAGACAUCUUUAUACGAAUUUGAUGUGAAUGUUAACCGGAUCUUCAUAGUGAAUCUUACUCGGUGACAUUACACGGACUAUCUGGCUACAACAGGUGGAUAUUAUAUCUUAUACGAGUUUCUCGAAUAUCUUGUAACUCAAAAAUAGACAUUAUACAAUGGAUGGGUCUCUGCCUAACUCGCCCAGCAUGUCCUCCAGUGAUACAUCCAGUAACGAAGAUGGACUACGACCAUUUCCGGAUGAAAAAGAUCUUGCAGAGUUCAAACUCAAUAAACCGAUGGACUAUCCGGAUUCCCCUCGAUCUCAUACCUCCGACAGUUCCGGAAGCGACAGAGGGACUCCGAAUAGAUUUUACACCAACAAGAUGAAAGAAACUGCACAAGAACGUGAAAUCCGCCGCUACCGCACAGCUUUCACCAAAGACCAGCUUAACCGUCUGGAGAAAGAAUUCCUGAAGGAGAACUAUGUUUCCCGCCCAAAGAGGUGCGAGUUAGCAGCGUCACUCGGACUCGCAGAAUCAACUAUCAAGGUUUGGUUCCAAAACCGAAGAAUGAAGGACAAGCGCCAACGAAUGGCACUCACCUGGCCAUAUGGUAUUCCCCCAGAUCCUCAGCUGUAUGCUUACCUUGCAGCAGCCGCCGCUACGUACCCAUACAAUCUCCAACAUCCAGCCGCACUUCCGUAUCCAAGCAUGGGUCUCCCGCAUGGUCUUCAGCCAUCAACAAGUUCGGCUUUCACUCCAAUGGCUGUGUCAAGCCCGCUCCAACCCCGACUUGAUGUUCUGUCCUCUAUGUCAAGUCCCCUCUACAGACCAGUUCCGAGCUUGGAAACAAGUCCGUCCUUUACUACGUCGCCACCAAGCCUUCAUUUCCCUCCAAGAAUGCAUUUCCCCUGGAUGGAACAUUCCCCAAGCAUAUGUGGUGCAAAUUCCGGAAAACCGUGUACUUGUCCGGCUCCUUCUCUGGGACUUUACCCUCCACCAGCUCCAGGACUAUUGUCUACCUCCCUCAGCUCGUCACAUCCCCUGUUACACAAACGAGAGAUGGAGAGUUCGUCGCGGUGAUGUGCAAGUGAACGUUUUGUGUGUAUGGGUCGAUCAUAGUGACAUGUGUAAUUGAAAGUUGAUGUGAUUGUUAACGAAUGAGAUGAUUGUUAGGAAAUGAUGAUUAUAAAUGAAAGGAACGUGUGAAAAAGAUGACUGUAACAGAAGAGAUACAUUAAUAUAAAGUAUAAGUGAAAUUUGAUAAGAUGAAAAAUAGUGCAAAUGUUGGUAUACGUAGUGGUCAUUUUCCCGACUUUCCAUUAUGAUGUAUACUUUGACAUGAUGACGUCAUACAUCCCAUGACGAAACAUUGUCUAUAAACAGUCGCUGAAUUCAGGGUAAAAGUAAAUCCAUGUAUAUAGUAUUAGACACAGCGCUUCUAAGCUCUGUCAAUUGCAGAUCAGACACAAAUAUGUACAGAUCUUCAUACAGACGUAUUUAUGUACCAUCCCAUUGUUUUGUUAUAUGAAUAUAUAUAUAUAUAUGAAAAAUAUGAAAAUGAAAAAUAAAACAAAACUGAAUCUUA